GGAAAGAGCAGCUCAAACAACAACAGCAGUCUGUGUGCAGUUGAUGAACUCCAGCCAUUCUAAUUCCAACCAGCCGUCAAUUUAUCCACUAUAUUAAACAUUCAAUUAAGUGAGAAGAUGAUCUAAAUUUUGGUACUGCAAAGUAUCGCGCAACGUUAUAGGAAGGAUGACCAUUCAUGAUAUUGGAUUUUCUAAAACUCUGGUUGGCAAGAAGACUGAAUGAAUGGCUUCAAUAAAAAGUUCUUUAAGAAAAGAUAAAGAUUUGCUGCUGCCGAGAUAGGAAGGAGCAUAUAAUUUUUGGGAUCAAGCUCUUUUAGAUAAUUAAAAUAAUGUUGAACAACAUAGAUGAAGACAUUCAGCCGAGGGCUGAAAGAGGCAAAUCUGCUACGUCAACAUUUCCGAGAAAUGGAGAUGUCGAUGUCGAAAUUCAGAAUGGUUCAAGAGGUUGGGCAAAAUACUCGGUGGCUCUUCAAACUUUACUGCCGUUCCGAAAAGAAACAACAAAUAAAUACCUUCCUUCCAGCCAUGCCGGAAUGUUUUCUUUUGUAUCAUUUAGUUGGCUUACGCCAAUCAUGUGGAAAAGUUUCCGACAAGGACUGUCUCCCGUCGAUUUAUGGGAACUUCACGAUGCAGAUAAAGCUGAAAAGAAUGCAAAACGGUUGAAUCGGAUUUGGCAAAAUGAAAAAGUUCUCGUGGGAGAAGACAAGGCUUCAUUUAUGAAAUGCAUCUGGAAGUUCGGAAAGACUAGAUUUUAUGUUUGUAUAUUUUUCAUGAUUGUCAGCAUUUGUUUCCAGUUCAUGGGACCGUCGUGGAUUUUGAAAGCCGUGUUAACCUACCAGGAUGAUACUACACAACCUCUCAACAUUGGAAUUGCAUUAGCUGUAGCCGCAUUAGUUGCUCAGUUUUUGCGUAACUUAACAUACACCGCAGUUUGGGCGAUAGGGAUUCAUACUGGAAUGCGCGUGGAGGGAGCCAUGCAAUACUUGACGUAUGAUAAAAUGCUCCGUUUGAGAAAUGGUGGCGAUAAUAUUCUCAGCAAAACCAUAACAUUUUGCACCAAUGACCAAGAGAGAAUUUUUGAGUGCGUUUCUGGAGGAGUUUUAGCCGUUGCUGCUCCCGUGAUGUUUCUGUUUUGUUUAAUCUACUCGUGUAUCGUUCUGGGGCCGUGGGCUAUACUUGGAAACAUUGUGAUAUUUUUAUUUUAUCCGCUCAUGGGAGCAAUUGCUAGACGUACUGCCCUAAUUCGAAGGAAAGCUGUGCGAUAUACUAACAAGCGGGUCGGGUUGAUGACGGAAAUAAUGAAUUCAAUUCGACUCAUCAAAAUGUAUGGAUGGGAAGAGAGUUUUCUGAAGAAAGUUAAAGAAAUUCGAGCUGGUGAAGAAUACCAGUUGAGAACGGCAGCAUUUUUACAAUCGAUAACAGCAACAAUCACACCAAUGAUUAAUAUAUUUGCAUCAAUUGCCGUAUUUCUUGCAUUCACUUUGAGUGGAAAUAAUCUAACUCCGGCUGAGGCAUUCACACUAUUCUCAGUGUUUUCCGCAAUGACCUUUACAUUUGGAACACUUCCAUUUGCAUUGCGGGCUAUCGGAGAAGCCAGCGUAUGUUUUAGAAACUUUCAGAAAUUUCUCGACUUGCCCGAAUUUGAAGUUAUAACUGAACAAGACGUGGAAUGCGCUCAUGACGCUGUGAUUGCAAUUAAGGAUGGCAAUUUCGCUUGGGAGGUAGAAAAACCAUCUGAUCCACUACAAGAAUCUCAGACCCCAGAUGAAAAGAAAAAAGCAAAGAAGUCCAAGAAAAUCAAAAAUAAUUCCAAACCAAGCACUAACGGAAAACCUAAUCCAGACGAUGAAGAAUCUAACCCAGAACAACAAAUGUUGCCAGAGAACAAAAAGACAGAAGCUAUGUUAUUAGAAGAUUGUUUAGAGAAUAUAAAUCUCGAGAUCAAACGUGGAUUUCUACUUGGUGUUAGUGGGACGGUUGGGAGCGGAAAAAGUGCAUUAAUUGCUUCAAUUCUGGGAGAAAUGGUGAAAACCUCAGGAAAAAUGUUAAUUCGUGGAUCCCUCGCAGUUGUUCCUCAGCAAAGUUGGAUUUAUAGUGACUCGGUACAAGAGAAUAUUAUCUUUGGGUCACCAUUGAACAAAGAAAAGUACGAUAAAGUCAUCGAUAUUUGUUGUCUCCGAAGUGACAUUGCGUCCUUCAGUAAUGGUGACUUGACAUUGGUUGGUGAAAGGGGUGUCAACCUAAGUGGGGGUCAGAAACAAAGGAUAAAUCUUGCAAGAAGCGUGUAUGCCGACAAAUCCAUUUACCUUCUCGAUGAUCCAUUAUCUGCGGUGGAUUCCGUUGUCGCACAAGAAAUAUUUGAGAAAUGUAUCAAAACACAUUUAAAGGACAAAACUGUGCUCCUUAUAACCAACAGUAUUCAGUUUUUGGAGGAAUGCGACGAAAUUAUUUUCAUGAAAGAUCGAGAAAUUGUCGAACACGGAACGCACGAACAGCUCGUCGUUCAAAAACAGAAUUAUUACAACAUGCUACAGUACCACAACCAAAAUCAAUCCAAAACAGAAGAUACCAUUCCAUUGAUUUCAGAAAACGAUGUGAAGAACAGCAUUAGCUAUGAAUCUCCUGCAAAGAAAAUUAAGAAAUCAUCCCAUCCCGUAGAAAGCUUUGCGCAAAAAAUUAUUGAAGACGAUUCACUAUACAAGUUUGCUGGAAUCAAGGCCUAUUUACAUUACCUCAAGGCUGCUGGAGGAUAUUCCUUAUUUGGAGUACUAUUAAUAUUUUUUCUUAUUUUUGGAGCUGGGAAACAGUCGACACAAGUUUGGCUUAGAUUUUGGCUGGAUGACGGGGAUGGUAAAAUGGCGGAACGAUUGGCCAACUUUACCGAAGAAUCUAAUGUUACAUUAUCUGAAAGUGAUCUCAGAGGGUUCGUCAAUGAAAAUCCUCGGCUUUGGUUUUACCAAAUAAUUCUAGUUGCUCUGCUCUUUGCAACUUUACUCGUUGGACUGAUCAAGGGCCUGAUGUCGUCUCGAUUUGUUUUACGGGGAGCGUCUGGUUUACAUUCAACAAUGCUGCAUAAAGUGGUCAACUCACCUAUGAGUUUUUUCGAUAAAACACCUGUUGGGAAAAUUACCAAUCGUUUUUCUAAGGAUCUUGAUGAACUGGAUGCUAGACUACCUUUCUUUUUCGAAUUCGUUAUCCAGUCUGUGAUAUUCGUUCUGUUGUCGCUACUCAUUACGUGCGUUAUUUAUCCAGAGUUUGCUUUCGGGAUGAUCUUUGUACUAGGGUUAAUGAUAUUUUUCGACAUUUGGUUAAACAUUGGAGUUCGAGAAACAAGGAAAUUAGAAAACGUACUAAAAACCCCAGUAAUUCACCAUCUGCAGUCAUCAUUGAACGGUCUCUCAAUUAUACGUACGUUUCAUCGUCAAGACCAAUUUCAAUCAAGGUUUUCGGGUUACGUUAAUAAUCAUCUAGCUGCCGAAUCUGUGUAUAGAUCUGCAAAUCGCUGGUUCACUUUCCGUAUGGACGGGAUCUGCAUGUUCACCAUAUUUGGGACCAUAUUAGCUGCAGUAGUGCUGAGAGGAAGAGUUUCUUCUGGUAUGGUCGGCCUUGCGUUAUCCAACAUUUACAGUGUUUGCAUUUUUGUACCUUUCGUGAUGCGGAUGAAAUCAGAACUUCAGGCUCGUUUCCUAUCUGUCGAACGAGUUCUAGAAUAUGCUGAGGAAUUGGAAGAGGAGGAACCCGAGUCAAAAAUUGUCAUAAAACCAAGCAGUGAGUGGCCGAUGAUUCCUAGCAUAAAGUUUGAAAACUGCUCACUCCGAUAUCAAGCCGAUCUCCCGUUUGUUAUUGAGAGUGUGUCAUUUGAUGUACAACCAGCUGAAAAAAUUGGGAUCGUUGGUCGAACAGGGGCAGGCAAAACGUCAAUUAUAGCUGCAAUCUGCAGAUUAUACCCCGUUGACGAAGGUAGAAUAUUUGUUGGGGAUUUGAACAUUAAUGAAAUUUCACUCAAGGACUUGCGUGCGAGUAUAGCCGUUAUACCUCAAGACCCAGUUUUGUUCCAGGGCACGCUCAGAUACAACUUGGAUCCCUUCAAUCAACAUUCGGACGAACAAAUUUGGACGGCACUGGAAAAGUCUCAUAUAAAAGCGAAGAUUGAAAGAGAUGAAAAGAAAUUGCUUCAAGCUGUGACAAGUGAAGGUGAUAAUUUUUCGGUUGGCGAGAAGCAACUUAUUUGCUUGGGACGGGCAUUACUUCGCAAAAAUAAGAUUUUACUGCUGGACGAAGCAACCGCAUCGCUAGACAUUGAGACUGAUUUUUUAAUUCAAAACACAAUACGAGAAGCCUUUAAGGCAUGCACUGUAAUCACGGUAGCUCAUCGCCUCAACACGAUCGCUUUUUACGACAGAAUUCUUGUAAUGGAUAAGGGGAAGAUGAUUGAAUUGGAUACUCCUCAAAAUUUGAUGGCUAAUGAAGAGUCUCGAUUUCACAGGAUGAUGAUUGCAUCUGGGAUCUCGAGCUUGGACCAAUUAAGAGCGUAUCGUGUUUCGUCUGGAGAAUCAUCAGAUUCCAAUGAUUCUCCGACUUAACGUAUCUACUAAACUCUGGUUUUAUUUUGGCUUUAUAAGUGUUCAACAGUAUAAUUUAAUAUAUACCGAUAUAUAUAAUGCAUAUGUUCAAAAAUUGUAACUAAAUCCGGUCUCAACCACCUUAAAACUCAUGAUCGCAUUUUAUCUGGUCUUUCCCGUCCUUACAUGUCUUACACUUGUGGGCGUAGCUGUAGUUAUCAAUGUUUGUGGUAUUAAUGAUAUUUAUUUGUCUGUCCAGCUAAAGAAAAUUGAGACCAAAGAGGAACCGUUUGACGAUAUUUUGUAGUACUUACCAUAUACUUAUAAAUAACUGGCAACUUAACCAAAUAACUAAUGGUUAAUUAAUUAACGUCUUACAUAUAUAUUCACGUAAGAUUUAUUAAUUUAUUGAAUGUUUAUAGUUUAUACAAAUUGUUACUGGAAAAAUGAAAGGAGAAUACAACAUGCGCUUUUUACAUACA
Folsomia candida is the source of this 5044-nucleotide messenger RNA. Its product is annotated as multidrug resistance-associated protein 5. Lineage: Eukaryota; Metazoa; Arthropoda; Collembola; Entomobryomorpha; Isotomidae. Gene Ontology annotation, cellular component: membrane. Gene Ontology annotation, molecular function: ATP hydrolysis activity; ATP binding; ABC-type transporter activity. Bases 330 to 4583 code for a protein of 1417 amino acids. The record is from RefSeq and is a predicted model, not a curated record. Gene Ontology annotation, biological process: transmembrane transport. The transcript is spliced from 29 exons.